GAGCUGAGUUGAGGUUGACGUUGACUAAAUAAAGCUGUUUUGUAAUUAUUUUGCUGUUGAUUUUAUAUUUUUAAUUUCCCAUUACGUUUUAGAUUAUAAAAGCAAAAUUUGUCGUAACUAUACGUAAUAGUGCUACUCUGUUACAACAAUGUAUGCCAAGAAAUUUGUCGCCUGCUUUCUUACAUUAUUGAAUUUUGAUUUCGUUCAACCAACAGUUCUAAAGGAAGAUCAUCCAUUCGAUCUUGUUAUAUUCACACAAUUCUGGCCACAGACUGUUUGUAAGGAAUGGAAAGAACACAACCCUUCACACACUUGUGCCAUGCCAGCCAAGAAAGAUUCAUGGACAAUUCACGGCGUAUGGCCCACCAAAUUAGGCACUAAAACUCCAGCAUUUUGUAAUAGAACAUGGUUAUUUGAUCCAGAAGAAGUUCGUCCCAUUGAAAAAGAUUUGUUAGCAAUGUGGCCUAACAUAGAAGUUGAAUCUGCAUACACACUGUGGGCGCAUGAAUGGAACAAGCAUGGAACUUGUGCUGCAGUACUGGAACCCUUAAAUUCACAGCUCAAGUACUUCCAACAGGGUUUGACUUGGUUACAAAAAUACUUUAUUUAUGAUAUUCUCAAAGAGGCUAAUAUUGUUCCAUCCGACAACAAGGAGUAUCGUAUUGAAGAUAUUUAUCAAGCUGUAUUAAAGAAUGUUAGUGUGCGUCCAGCAAUAGAAUGUGAUAGAGAGCAUGGUGGGAAUUUUAUUGUUGAGGUGAGACUAUGUUUCAGUAAGAAGUUGGAAUUAGUUGACUGCGAUGGAAUAGCUUUCCAUGAUAUGGAGGAAUAUGGAUCAAUUUUGACAAACUGCAACCCAAAUAGUGGUGUUUAUUAUCUUGAAAAUGCAGUACCAAAAACUGUUUAUGUGCAGUUGUACAAAUUACUAUCUUGGCUGCAGUGGUUUACUUUGUAAAUAUUUGGAUGUGAUUAGUACCUAUUUAUUUUAUUCAACAUUUGUUGAUUUUAAGCAUGAAUUUUAAAGAAGCAACAGUAAUUACCACCCCUUCAAAAUAUAACCCCUAAUACUACAUUUAAAUGUAUGUAGCACUGCAUUCUUUAAUUAAACAUGGUUAUGACAGAUUAUGCCAAUUUCUUUACAUGUCAGUAACUGAUCAUCAUAUAUAAAAUAUCUAAAUACGUAAAUAUAUUUUUAUGAAUAUUAUUAUAACAUUUUCUUGUUGUAACUUAAAGCUUAUUUACAAAAAGAAGAGACAAUAACUUUCUUACCUUUUAUUAUUUCAAGAAAUGGAAUUAUGUAUUCAACAGAUUUAUGGAACUUCAACUUUCAAUAAAAAAAAAUUCAGUGCACUUAUGAUUAAUAUUUAGAAAAAAACUAUGAGGUAUUUUGUAAAGUCUAUCUAUAAAAAGUGCCUAAACACAAUAAAACAUACAGUCAACUGGGGCUGGGGUAGACAGAGCCAACAAUCUUGACUGAUAGGCCAUGUGUUCCUGUCUUCAACGCAAAUUAGUAUUAAAUAUUGACACUGCAUAAUAUUUUUGUAGUACCAAAACUUCUGAACUUUAUAAAUUUAAGUAAAGCUUUUUUGUAAAUGAAAUAAUUUUGUACUUAAAAUCGAUUUGUUUUUAUUAUUAGCCUAGUCACUGUGUAAAUUUUAUAUAAAUUAAAUAUUAAAGGCUGGUAUUUAUUUUUAUUUUAGAAUCUCCAAAUGGGGUAUUUUUCAAAAGCAUUUUUAUCAAAUGGAUUUCAGUCGUGGGGUAAUGAGUGAGGUAGGCGAGUUGGAUAAAAAUAAUUGUGCAACAUACCUACAUAUACUAAAAAUAUAACCUAACCACUAUUUCUUACUUAUUCAAUAAAACUAACUGAAUUAAGACUAAAUACUUUGUAAACUUUUUCAGCCCCCGUACUAUCGCACACGCAAUGCCGUUUUUAUCGCGCGUACAACUAUCACUGUGCCGUUUCACGUCAUAAUAAGAAGCAAAACAGCGAUAGUUUUUCUAAAAACAGUGUCGCGCGUGCCUUGUUACGGAGACAGGAUACCAAUUAUUUUACAAAAAAUUUUAACAGAUGUGACUGCGACUUUAUCUGUGGAAAUUCCAAAGAGACAGUUGCAGAGGAUUUUUGUUUGUACAAUGUUAAGUAAUUAAAUUACAAGAACAUAUAAUAUUGUUUAUUUCGCAGAUUCCUACACAUGUAGCUAUGAUAAAAUAGUUUAACAAAUUCUACAAGAAUUGUGUGUGUUGAAAUUAAUUCAAACUUUGUUACACUGUCAUUGGAAAAAAAAAUUAAUCAAAAGUAAAAAAAAAAUUUAGUGAAAUUUUCUAAGAAUUAAAAUAUUGAGUAGGUAUUCUAAAGAAAAGGCAAAUUACAUUCAAGGACUUUAAUUUUAGAUUUUUUAACAAUUGAGUCACCCCAAUGGUCAGACCGACACCGAUGCGUAAACGCACCAUUCACUAACAUGUCCAACUUUUAUGGCCAAAACAGUUUCAAAAUGACCAAUAUUCAAAAAUGCUCACAGGCAAAACACCUACUACAUACAAUGUUAAUUAAAAUUAAUGAAUGAGAACAAUUUAAUAUCAGUCUAAACUAACGAACAGGGUCCAUAAUUAACCUCAUGUCGUUAUUUCAUUGUUGCGUUUAUAAUAUAUUACCAAUCAAUUAUCAAAAAUUUCCAUUAGUUUAUAAGCAUAUUAUGUAUAAAUGUAUUUUACUUGUUAUUGAUGCACUGGAAUAGAGGAGUCCAUUAACUAGACCGCUAUCUGUAUCUAGUGCCUGGAGAUUCAUUUAUUUUAAAUAUUUUGUUCCAACAAAUGGGACUUGCCCAUGAAUUUAAAGAAAAUCUAUUGUUGGAGCCAAAAUUGUUUAUGUUAUGUAUGGACCGUGGUUCCAGUUGAUAGUGGUACUAGUUAACGAACUCUCCCAGUAAUACACUGACUUAAAUACCACGUUGUUUUAGAUGUCCUUUAGCUGGCACACUUCGUAAAACAGUUAAUGCCGUGAAUAAAUAGCCAUUACAUUUUAUUGGCCUCUUGAAACAAUGAUGACCGCGGAUGGAACCAGACCUGGAAUUGAAUUUUUUCUAAUUUAAAUGAAAUGGAAUGAAAAUGGAUUUAUUACUAUUGUAACAAAAUAAGUCUUCCUUCUUACUAAUAUUAUAUAGGCGAAAGUUUGAAAGUAUGUGUGGAUGUAUGUUACUCACCCAAAAUCUACAACCUAGAGUUGUGUCAAACCACAGAUUAACCCCAAUAAUUGGGAGAAAUAUGUGUGUCAAAAAAAUAAUUAUAAUCAAUUUUUAGCUACUUUCUUUCUAAAAUAAUUUUAAUAUGAAAAAUUAUACUUGCCCAACAACUCCAAAGGCAUUUCAUAGUCUUCGUUAGUGAAUAUUUUCUUGGGAAAUGUGGUCAUUAAUUUGAAACUAUCUUCAGCAGCGAACUCUUGGGCAUGCAUUUGAAGGUAUAAUCUGUAAUGAUAAUAAAAUCCAUUAUUAACAUUCAAUACCAAAAAUAUAUGUCAAUAAAAUUUUGAAAUACUCAUAGUAGAAAAUUUUAUAGCAUAGCGAGUUGCCUUGCAUAUUAUGGCAUAAGUUUAUGACAGGGUAGAGGCAAAUUUGCAAUGAAUUUGAGUAUGUUCAGAUGCUGUUGACUGUACAUCUAAUAAAACUUGACAAUUUAA
Amyelois transitella is the source of this 3670-nucleotide messenger RNA. RefSeq names its product ribonuclease T2 (gene RNaseX25). Lineage: Eukaryota; Metazoa; Arthropoda; Insecta; Lepidoptera; Pyralidae. Gene Ontology annotation, molecular function: ribonuclease T2 activity; RNA binding. The record is from RefSeq and is a predicted model, not a curated record. The transcript has 3 exons. The coding region runs from base 149 to 952 and encodes 267 amino acids. Gene Ontology annotation, cellular component: extracellular region. Gene Ontology annotation, biological process: RNA catabolic process.